Strigops habroptila (Kakapo) is the source of this 2318-nucleotide messenger RNA. RefSeq names its product adhesion molecule with Ig like domain 1 (gene AMIGO1). Lineage: Eukaryota; Metazoa; Chordata; Aves; Psittaciformes; Psittacidae. Bases 441 to 1952 code for a protein of 503 amino acids. The record is from RefSeq and is a predicted model, not a curated record. The transcript has a single exon. Gene Ontology annotation, biological process: brain development. Gene Ontology annotation, molecular function: protein binding.
GGCCCUGGGCCGAGCCGGGACCGGGGGGCAGCGACCCGCGGGCACAGAGUGACACGGGGUGGCCAAAGCCACCGGCACCGUGGCACCGGGCGAGCAGCGCAACCAGUAACGCCAUGUCAGUGGGUGAUAGUGGCACCCCGCGCUGUGACACUGGGUGACAGGAGCCACCCCAUAGCCCACGUCGUGACACUGGGUGACAAAGCCACUUUGUGCUGUGACACUGGAUGGCAGGAGCCACCCCAUGUUGUGACACUGGAUGAUCAGAGCCACCCCAUAGCCCAUGCUGUGACACUGGUGAUCGGAGCCACCCCAUAGCCCAUGCUGUGACACUGGGUGACCCAAGCACCCUACGCUGUGACACCGGGUGAGCGGCAGGCCCGGUGCACACUGUGACACCGUGUGACCACAUCCACCCUGUGCAAACCAUCCCAGUGCCAGUGAUGCCACAUCCCCACCGUGACCCCACAGGUCAGAGCGUGCCCAUGGCGGGUACCGGUGCCCCGGGGCUCCUCCUGUGCGUGGCUCUGGUGGCAGCGGUGGCACCACGGGGGACGUGGUGCGGGAGCUGCCCUGCGCACUGCGUCUGCGCCUCCAACAUCCUGAGCUGCUCACAGGCGGUGCUGAGCGCGGUGCCGGCGCCGCUGCCGCGCUUCACCGCCGUGCUGGACCUCAGCCACAACAACGUGAGCCGGCUGCGCGCCGACUGGGUGCCGGGGCGCCUGGCGCACCUCCACGCGCUGCUGCUCAGCCACAACGGGCUCUCCUUCGUCUCCACCGAAGCCUUCACCCACGUCCCUCACCUGCGCCACUUGGACCUGUCCUCCAACCGCUUGCGCGCGCUGGAGGAGAACCUCUUCAGUGACCUCACCGAGCUGGAGGUGCUGCUCCUCUACAACAACGAGAUCUCCACCGUGGACCGCACCGCCUUCGAGAACCUCAACCGCCUCCGGAAGCUCUACCUGGGGCAGAACCGCAUCUCGCGCUUCCCGCUGGAGCUGCUGCGGGACGGGAGCCGCCUGCCCCAGCUCGCUUUGCUCGACCUGUCCGCGAACCGGCUGCGGCAUGUGCCGGUGGGCGAGCUGCAGGCGCUGCCCGCCUGGCUGCGCGACCGCCUCUACCUGCACGGCAACCCGCUGGCCUGUGACUGCCCCCUCUUCCAGCUCAUGGCCCGCGGCCGCCGCCGCCGCCUCAGCGCCGUCGUGGACUUCCAGGAGGAGCUGCGGUGCGUGCUCCCGUCGGCGCCGGCGCCCGUCGGCAUCCUGGCGCUAGCGGGGCGGGCGCCGCUCAACUGCAGCGAGGCGCGGGAGGCGGUGCUGGAGGCGCACCUCGGCGACACCGUCACGCUGAGCUGCGACACGCGGGUGCGCGGGGCGCGGAGCCGGCACUGGGUGACGCCGGGCGGGGAGCGGGUGCUGCAGGAGGGCGGGAACGGCAGCGCGGCGCUGCUGGCCAACGGCAGCCUCCAGCUGCGGGCGCUGCGCCCCGAGGACGCGGGUACCUACGCGUGCUGGGUGGCGGGGCCGCUGCUCAACGAGACGCUGUACGUGGAGCUGCUGGUGCACAACUUCACCCUGCACGGGCCCCACGACACGCUCAACACGGCGUACACCACGCUGGUGGGCUGCAUCCUGAGCGUGGUGCUGGUGCUCAUCUACCUGUACCUCACCCCCUGCCGCUGCUGCUGCUGCCGCGGCACCGACAAGCCCCCCGCGCCCCGCGACGACAGCAUCAACUCCUCGGUGCUCAGCGCUACCCCCAACCACGCCGCCGGUAGCGCCGGGGAGACGGGGCGGUCCCGCUCCGCCUCCGGCGCCAGUGUGGGGCAGAACGGGCGGUUCAAAGCGGGGGGGACGCCGCAGGUGCCCCCCCGGCACGGCCCCCGGGCGCAGAGGAAGGUGUCGGAUCCGGACUCGGUCAGCUCCGUGUUCUCCGACACCCCCAUUGUGGUGUAGAGGGGGGACACCCCAUGUCCACCCCCCCCCCAAAGGAUGCGCUGCGAGCAAGGGGGGGCCAGCCAGGACCCCCAUUGCCAUCGCCCCCCCAGGACUGAGCAUCACCCCACCGGCCUCCGUGGGACCAUAAGGGACAAUGGGGGGCUCUGUGGGGACACCGGGGUGGCACCGGCACCCCCUCCUGCAUGUGUAUUGCAAAGCAUGAGCCCCCCCCGGCCAGACCUUGGUGGGGGGAACACGAGGGGCACGUCACUCCCCAACACCGCCCCCCCCAUGCAACCCACAACCACAAGCAGAGCCCCCCACUGCAGAGAGGGGGACCCCAGCACCCCAAAUGGGGGCACCCCACGCACCCCCCGGCCUGUG